UGAAAUUGAGUGUUGUGAAAUGUGAACCACUGGAGAGACAUGAGGAAACAGCUCUCGAUGAUCGCCAAUCUCCUCUGUUUGGGGAGUCUGCUGAGCACUUUUAUCUGGUACACAUUUGAAGACAGUUUGGAAUUUUACCGACCACUUCCUCAAAGAAGUGCCUCAAAGACCUCUGAACUUUGUAAAGGCUGCAAGGAAGCCAUCGAUAAAGUAAAAGAGCUCUACAAUCAAACGUGGAAAAAGCAGGAGGAGAAUUACCACAGAUUCAGAUUACAGCUGAACAUCAAUUGCAAUGGAUCCAACAAUGGCAUUAUCACUCAGGAAAACACUCCAGUGGGAUCUAUGAUUGUCUGUGAUAAGGACAGGACUGUCAUUCCUGUGACCCCAGAGCUUUUCAAGGCCUUUAUCAAAGAAAAUCCUUUCUCAAAAAAGAGAUGGGACACUUGUUCAGUUGUUGGGAGCGGUGGGAUUCUGACAAACAGUGGCUGUGGAAAAAUGAUUGAUUCAGCUGAUUUUGUUUUUAGGUGCAACCUACCUCCUCUGGAAGAUGAAUUUAAGAAUGAUGUUGGCAUAAAGACUAACCUUGUGACAGCAAACCCAACCAUCUUCAUGAAUAAGUAUGGGUCACUGACGGGACGUCGCCGGCCGUUUGUAGACAGCCUCCACCAGUAUGGCAACUCCCUGCUCCUCUUUCCUUGCUUCUCCUAUGGUUUUAGUAGGGGUGUGUGUCAGCGGGCUGUGUAUGCCAUUGAGGACAUGGAAAUUCCUAUUCAACCAAUCUUCAUAAACCCUCUGUACCUUGAAAGACUGGUCAAAUUCUGGGAAUCUCAGGGGUUAAAGGAAUAUCGACCUAGCACUGGAUUAUAUAUAACUAGUCUGGCCCUGGAAUUAUGUGAAACAGUGCAUCUGUAUGGCUUCUGGCCCUUUAGUAAUCACCCAGAUAGACUCUUUCCGCUGACUAACCACUACUAUGAUAAUGUACCAUAUGAUACAAGAGUCCAUGCAAUGCCAAAUGAGUUUUACCACUGGGUACAGCUGCACAAUAAGGGCGUGCUCAAGCUUCACCUUGGAGACUGUAAAUCAGGUCAGGUCUAGUUUAAAUGACGGAAUAAAAAAAAACUGUGUUUAAGUGUCCAACUGAGAAGCCAAGACAUUUGCCCCUGAAAUCAAUAUGAAUUAGUCAGAAGUAGGCUACAUAUUACUUUAAAAGUCUUACAAUAUAUCUCUAAAUCUCUUUAAUGCUGGAACUGGUGACUAGGGGGAAUUUCUCCGAGCUUCACGGCUUCUAGUGUAUAUCAAGAAAUUUAAUAUCUCACACUGAACAUUAAGAAAACAAUAUCUGUUUGCUUUUCAUUUUUUAAAAACUUUUUCUAGAAUUAGUUAUAAAUGUGGUGAGCGUGAUUUCAGUUAUUUUAGUUCUGUUUUUUAGAACAA
Oreochromis aureus is the source of this 1434-nucleotide messenger RNA. RefSeq names its product alpha-2,8-sialyltransferase 8F-like. The coding region runs from base 40 to 1095 and encodes 351 amino acids. The record is from RefSeq and is a predicted model, not a curated record. NCBI's taxonomy places the organism in Eukaryota, Metazoa, Chordata, Actinopteri, Cichliformes, Cichlidae. Gene Ontology annotation, molecular function: alpha-N-acetylneuraminate alpha-2,8-sialyltransferase activity. Gene Ontology annotation, biological process: N-glycan processing; oligosaccharide metabolic process. The transcript has 7 exons.